CGCCAUUUUCCUCCGGUUCCCUUAACUUCCAAGGGUGUAUAUUGAGUUAUAGGACGAAGAAGAAGGAGUUUUUGCUGAAGUCCUUCCCCAAAGAUUUCGUUGUGUGGCUUGACAACUGCCCUUGUAGUAGUAAUACAGUGAAUCCAAGAAAGUCGUUUCGUUGCCAUGGCAACCGAUGACGUCACACUUCUGAAUCCCAACCUCGGCUGAUGUAUAAAAGGGGGCGGGAGUCUACAGGCAGCAUCACUUCGGCCUCAGCAGCAGCCUCGCAGAAUGGCCAGUUUGAAGAUCUUCUUUGCCGUCCUCCUCCUUGGUCUUGCCGUCGCCCAGGACGUGGAAGAGCCAGAAAGAGAGAAACGAGGCGUCGGUGUCGGUGGAGGCUACAGCGGAGGACACGGAAGCGGAGGACACGGGAGUGGCGGAUACAGCAGCGGCGGAGGAGGCUACGUCAUCGUCGGUGCUGGAGGAGGAGGCGGUCACGGUCCCUCAGCCUCCGACAUCGCCAACCAAGCAGCAAACCAGGCCACUGCUGCCGCUGCUGGCCUAGCAGGAGCAGCCCAGGCUGCCUAUGGGUCAGCCGCCAGCAGGGCGGCUUCGGCAGCCUCGGCUGCUGCCCAGAAAGCGCUGGCUGCCACGUCGGGGAAGAAGGCCCAGGCUGCUCAGAUCACCAUAGCUGCCCAAGGGGCCCAAGCCGCAGCUUUCGCUGAGUCGCUCAAGGCUAAAGAAGCCGCAGCGGCUGAGCAGGAAGCCGAGAACACCUACAACUUAGCCGUGGCCACAGCCAACGACAUCGCAGCCGCCCAGGCCGAGGCUGAAGCCGUGGCAGCCCAGACGGGCCAGGCGCUGCGCGCCGCUCGCCAGGUGCGCAACUCGCAGGCUUCCAUGGCCUGGCAGGCGCAGCAGGCUGCCAAUUCGCUCAACCAGCAGCAGAGCCUGGCCCUCAACGACCUGCAGGAGGCUGAGCAGGCAGCCGCUCAAGCGCAGGCUGCUGCUUCCAAGGCCAUAUCGAAGGCCAAAAGUGGCCAUGGAGGAUAUGGACAUUAAGACGAGGACUUUCGCAAAUGUGUAAUAACCUAAGGCUGUAUAAACACGAACCAUUAUUAUUAUGUUGGUUAAAUGCUAAUUAAAGUACAUUUAAUAUA
Macrobrachium nipponense is the source of this 1142-nucleotide messenger RNA. Its product is annotated as glycine, alanine and asparagine-rich protein-like. The record is from RefSeq and is a predicted model, not a curated record. Bases 274 to 1044 code for a protein of 256 amino acids. NCBI's taxonomy places the organism in Eukaryota, Metazoa, Arthropoda, Malacostraca, Decapoda, Palaemonidae. The transcript is spliced from 4 exons.